Hemiscyllium ocellatum (epaulette shark) is the source of this 504-nucleotide messenger RNA. RefSeq names its product sperm microtubule associated protein 1-like. The coding region runs from base 1 to 504 and encodes 167 amino acids. Lineage: Eukaryota; Metazoa; Chordata; Chondrichthyes; Orectolobiformes; Hemiscylliidae. The record is from RefSeq and is a predicted model, not a curated record. The transcript is spliced from 3 exons.
AUGGUGAUGAUGCCUAGUGGCUUGCCACCUCGCUUCGCUCCCUCUCCUCCAAAAGCUGAGUUGAAACGGAGGGAGAAAGCUUUCCUCUUGGACUGUGUGGCAAUUAGUUCGAUCGCCAGAGACUAUAGUUACUCGGCGCCCAAGGCUGGAACUGUCAUCCCGCCUUAUAACGCACAGAACGACCGCCAUGCACUGGCCUAUUUCAGGACCAAGCCUCUCCCGCCACUGUUAAAAAAGACCGGCCAAUCCCGUGGUGGGACUUCAAUCCAUGGUGUGACUGUCGAUCGAUUCCAGUUUCAAGGAUCUGCAGCAGGUUACCUGCAAACAAGAAACAAAAACGGAGCAGGUCACUCCGCAGAUCAAGUGAAAGGACAUUCUCUGUUUCUCUCCGAAAUUAAACCUAUAUUUGGAUACAAUGGUCUCUAUGGAUACAGGAGGAACACACCGGCCCUGCGUAAAGUCCCUUCACCUUUUGGUGUAAUUACCCGGUCUGCUAUUCAUUGA